AUGUUGAAAACUAGUACUAAAAAUGCCCACAUUGUUCAUAAAAACCUAAAACAAAUUGAACGGAAAAAAUCACUACAAAUAGCUAACAGACAAUUUUUUUCAUUUGUAAAUAAAAAUAGGUUUUUGUUGAACUGUGAGUUAACUUCAGGCAUAAAUAAAAAGUACUACAGCAAGUAUAAGUUCACAGCCCAAGUAGAAGCUGCAGUAAAUAAACAAAUUCAAGCAGAACAACAAGCAUCACAAGAUUACUUAAGCAUGGCAGUAAUUUUCCUGCACCCAUGUAUCUCAAAACCUGGUGCUGGCGGGUAUUUUAUGAGAAUGUAUGAAGAAGAAAUUGGGCAUAUGCAAGACUUCAUUCAGUAUCAAUUAUUAAGGGGAGGCACAACUGUCAUAGAUGGAAUAAAAACACCAGAAAUAAAAACAAAUCUUACAUUAAUAGAAGCAUUCAAGAAAGGCCUGGAUAUGGAAAAAAAUAUUACUGAGGUUCUAGAAAAUCUCAUCAUAACUGCAGAAUCUGUAAAAGAUUACCAUUGUGCAGAUUUUGUAACUUCAGUAUUUAUGGAUGAACAAAUGCGCUCUGUGAAUGAAAUGUCUCACCAUGUGACAAAACUAGCAAAGCUUUGUGACAGUGAACUUGCUCUAUAUUAUUAUGAUUUGCAACUCGCGAAAAACUAUCCAUGGUCGUAUAAACCGAGAGCACAUGUUUAGUUACAUUUUAUUAGUGAUGUUUAUAACAAUUUCAACAAUUAGUUCAUGCUUUUAUUUUUUAUCUAAAGAUUUAUAACAUAAUUAGAUUUUUAAUAAUAUUCUUGUGGUGAUAGCGGUUCAUUAGCAAGUAUUUUAUACACUGUCUCCAAACGGCAAUGUCGUAAAGCUUCUCGUAGUUGCAAA
Hyposmocoma kahamanoa is the source of this 891-nucleotide messenger RNA. Its product is annotated as ferritin, heavy subunit-like. The record is from RefSeq and is a predicted model, not a curated record. The coding region runs from base 1 to 708 and encodes 235 amino acids. Lineage: Eukaryota; Metazoa; Arthropoda; Insecta; Lepidoptera; Cosmopterigidae. The transcript has 2 exons. Gene Ontology annotation, molecular function: ferric iron binding; ferrous iron binding. Gene Ontology annotation, biological process: iron ion transport; intracellular iron ion homeostasis. Gene Ontology annotation, cellular component: cytoplasm.